AUGGCUGCUCGCACCGCUGGACAGUUCCACUACUUCUGGUACAACGUCGGGGCGGCCGCUCUCCUCCACGAGAGACUCACUCUGCUGCCUGUGUACAUCCUUACCCCUGACGAUGAGGUAUAUGCUGAGAGCGACGCGGCAGGUGGUGACUUGAGAGCUGUGCAUGACUCGGCGGGCCAGGGCGUCGCGAUUGCAGGCGUCGCCGCCAACAAGCUCGACAAGUUCUGGCGGCUGCCGUCGGCAGCCGUCGCCUGGGCUGCUGCGCGGAGCUGCGUCGCCCAGGGCCAUGGGCCUCUGGCGCCUUCGCCCUUCAUCCUCGAGCUCAGCGCCGACAACGUGUUGGGCGUCUCGAAGGGGGUCCCGGCCGUGUUCGACCCGCUCGGAGCGGCCUCCGCCGCCGCAGCGCCUGGCGCCCCGGCCUUGGCUGGCGCGGCCGCGCCCCCCGCGGGCGCCCCUGGGCCGCCUGCCGCGUCUGCCGCUACGCCUGUGAGCGGGCUGGGCGCGCUGGCCGCGGCGCUCGGUGCGGGGGGGGCCGCCCUGCCUGCCGCCGCUGGCCCUCCGGGCGUCGGCGCCGCCGCCGCGGCCCCCGCGACCCCAGGUGCCGCGGGGUCUGAUCCCCGCGUGCUGGCCACCGACCUCGACGCGCGGGGGGUGCGGGACAUGCUUGUCAGGGACGCUGUCAAGCGCCAGACCGAGACCCCCCGCGCCGGCUGGCCCGUGAAGGGCCUGACGACCACGAUGUGGGUGCUCCACUUCAUGCUCCCCAUGGCGGACGGGGCGACGUCGUGGCUCAACCGCUGGGUGGCCAUGAAGCAGGCCUCAGAGACGGACGACGCCGACAGGCUGUGCGAGACGCUGUGCCGUGUCGUCGAGACCUUGCGCUGCCGCGACCAGCUGAUCAUCUGCGGGCUGUCUGCCUACGAGUUCCUAUCGCGGCAGCUGCUGAUGGUGGAGGGGCGCUUCUUUGAGGAGCGGGCGCGCAGGACUCACCCUGGGCCCAAGCCCAAGGGCCAGGCCAAGGACGGCGCCGCGGCCGCGGCCGCCGACGUUUCCUCCGAGAUUGGCCACUUCCUCGGCACUGGAGAGACGGGGGGCCUCGCGACGCGCCACCUGCUCGUGAGCCUGGCCAGCUUGGCCCCGAGCCCGUCGAGGCUCCACCUGGCCUGGAGUUGCCCACGCGAGGUGACCAUCGCCAGCGAGACGUUUUUCCGCUUCCUCUUCUUCCAGUGGAUGGGCGUCGCCAUCUUCCGCUUGGUCGCGGGGCUCGUCUGCGCGCCGCCAAAGGCAGCCGCCGUGGACUACAUCGCGGGGCUGCACCGCGACUUCGAGCUGCCCGCCGCCUACUCGGAGAGAGGCCGCGAUUGCGAAGCAUCCCUCGUGGAGAUGCUCGCGCAGGCACCUGGCUACGCUGGUGACAGCGGUCGAGUGCGCCCCUACAGCAUGCCGCUUGUGGCCUGGCCCGAGUCGACGAAGGCAGUCUCCGCCUGCGGCGUCGUCUCCGAGGCCGACUCCAUCGUGCUGCAGGAUUGGAGGCAGAGUAUGCUGAAUCCCGAGUCGGUGGCGGCGGAGCUGCGUGAUUCGCUGGGGGUUACCAGCCCUUAUGUCGAUCCUGAGCUGCGCUUUGAGCCGAAGUCCUACGCUGAGUUUUUGAAGCAGCUGGAGGCCCACGGCAUGAUCUCCUGGCGGGUCUCCAGCGAACAGGCAUCCUUCUCUACUGGUCUCUUCUUCGCGCAGAAAUCAAACGGCAAGCUGAGGUUGGUGUUCGACACCAGGGCGACAUUCAGAGUGCUUUUUUAUCAUUUACGUCUACCAGCUGGCAUGGAGUCGCUGUUCUCUCUGCCUCCGAUAAACAACAGAUUCGUCGGCCUCAAGUCGGUCAACGGGGUUCGUCUUGGCAUUAACGACUGCGUCCAGCUUCUUGUCACGGUCGUCCCCAUGGGAUGGAGUUGGGCCCUUCACUUGUGCCAGAGUGCGCUGACGAGAGCCCUGUCGGAUGUCGGGUUCGGUCGCGACGAUAUGAUUCUGGAUGGGGGCUGCCCGCGGCCCUUGGUCGCUGAGAAGGACGCGUUGUGUGCAGGAUACGUUGACAACUUCUGUGUCGUAUCCAAGUGUGCCGAGACAGCCGCGUCCCUGGCGCGUGCCGUUGCUGACCUUCUCACGGCCCGCGGGCUGCCUGUCUUGGAAUUCUCCCCUGCGGUCAGUAAGGGGGUAUUCACGGGCUUGGAGAUCGACGGAGCUUCUGGGAUCAUUCGUGUUCGUCCUGACCGCCUCGCUCGCACUCGUCAAGCCGUUCUCGGGCUCUUGAAGCGUGGGCGGGCCUCUGCUGGGGCCCUCAGCGUGCUCGUAGGCCACUGUACUUGGGGGAUGAUCCUGAGGCGCGACGUUCUGAGCAUCUUUAACGCGGUCUAUCGGUUCAUGGGGGCUGUGGGACCCCAUCCUGGACCCCUGUGGCCCUCGGUCGUCAGGGAGUUGUCGGCUGCCGUGGCCCUCAUCCCGCUCUGGAGUGCCUCUACGAGGUCCCGCUGGUAUUCGCGGGUCCAUGCUUCUGAUGCGUCGCCGUACGGGAAGGGCGUCUGUGUCAAGGAAGUCUCCCCCGCGCUGUCGUCCGAGGUCGGCCGAGUCGCCGAGCGCUGGAGAUAUCGUCAUGGGGAUGCCGUGCUUGCCAGAUCACGUGCCCUUGACGUCGACGGUCGUGACGAUGCUGCCGACAGUUGCCGUGCCGACACAUCGUAUACUGCCUCUACUGCUUCGUCGUCUGGGCCCAGUGGGUUCCUCGAGGUCCCUGAGUCCAUCUACGGGGCCGAGGGUUGGAAUACCAUGCACUCUAGCCGUCAUACCCGCCGUGGCUGCGAUAUCCUUCAGUACGAGGCGGAGGCCCUGGGGUUCAGCGUCCAUCAUGCCUCGAGGGCCCUGGGUGCUCAUCAUCAUCGCGUCGUCUGUAUCGUGGACAAUUUGGCUCUAGCUCUGUCGCUCGGCAAGGGGCGGUCUGGGAGCCGACAUCUUCUCCGCGCCCUGCGGCGGAUCGCUGGCGUGGCCCUCGCCUGCGGCCUGCGCCUGCUCGUGCGGUGGGUGCCGUCAGAGAGGAAUGUCGCGGACAAGCCGUCGAGGGUGAUCAAGGCGGCGAGGGCCAGGCGGGAACAUCCUGGUCCGCUGACGCUUCUGCGGGGCGGACUGUCGGUGCUGGAGGCCAACGCGGUCUCGGAGUCGACGGGCAAGAACUACCACGCCUCCGCCCUCAGGUUUCUGAACUGGUGCCUCUGGACCGCCAGGGACUUCAAGAACAGCGUCGAGCUCGACACGAUCCUCGUGGUGUUCUUCGUCCACCUCUUCCUCGACGGGUACGACAGUGCGACGGGCCGCGUCACGGUGGCCCCUCUGAAGCACAGCACCAUCUGCCGUCGAUGCUGA
Prorocentrum cordatum is the source of this 3408-nucleotide messenger RNA. NCBI's taxonomy places the organism in Eukaryota, Dinophyceae, Prorocentrales, Prorocentraceae. The record is from the annotation of a GenBank genome assembly.